GACGCGAUGACCCACCUGAUGCGGAUCUCGAGGGUCCUGCGGACGCCGCAGGGGAACGCCCUGCUGGUGGGGGUGGGGGGGUCAGGGAAGCAGAGCCUAACCAGGCUGGCGUCGUUCAUUGCAGGAUACCAAACUUUUCAGAUCACACUGACCAGGUCGUACAGCAGCAGUAACCUGCUGGAGGAUCUGAAGACCUUGUAUCGUAUCGCUGGUCAGCGAGGAAGAGGAGUCACUUUCCUCUUCACUGACAAUGACAUAAAAGAUGAGGCCUUCCUUGAAUACAUGAACAAUGUGCUGGCAAGCGGUGAAGUCUCUAACCUGUUUGCUCGUGAUGAGCUGGACGACAUCUCUCAGGAUCUGAUUCCUGUGAUGAAGCGGCAGCACCCCCGCCGACCUCCGACCUCCGAGAACCUGUACGACUUCUUCCUGUCCCGAGUGCGGAGCAACCUCCACGUCGUCCUCUGCUUCUCGCCUGUCGGGGAAAAGUUUCGGAAUCGAGCGUUAAAGUUCCCGGGCCUGAUCUCAGGCUGCACCGUGGACUGGUUCCAGCGCUGGCCCCGCGACGCCCUUGUGGCCGUGUCGCAUCACUUCCUGUCCCAGUACCACGAUCUGCGCUGCUCGGAGGAUGUUAAGCGAAGCAUAGUGGUUACCAUGGGCAUCUUUCAGGACCUGGUGGCCGAGAAGUGUGCCGAGUAUUUUGAGCGAUUCCGCCGCCAAACGUUUGUGACGCCAAAAUCCUACCUGUCCUUCAUCUCCAGCUACAAGGUCAUCUAUGCACACAAGAUGGCCGACGUUGGCACACUCGCAGAGCGUAUGAAGACAGGUCUGUGUAAACUGAUGGAGGCGGAGCAGGCGGUGUCCCUCCUCUCAGAGGAGCUGCAGCUGAAGGAGCAGGAGCUCGCCGUCGCCUCCGAGAGGGCAGAGGAGGUCCUGCAGGAGGUCAUGGCCAAAGCUCAGGCUGCGGAAAAGGUGAAGCAGCAGGUGCAGAAGGUGAAGGAUAAAGCUCAGCUCAUCGUCGACGAGAUAGAAGCUGAUAAGGCUUCUGCAGAGACCAAACUGGAGGCUGCCAAACCAGCACUGCAGGCUGCUGAGGAUGCACUACAGACCAUUAAGCCGGCGGACAUUGCCACAGUGAGGAAGCUGCAGAAGCCUCCUCACCUCAUCAUGAGGAUCAUGGACGCCGUGCUGCUGCUGUUCCAGAGAAAGAUCGACACGGUGAGCGCUGACCCUGAGCGGCCGUGUCCCAAACCUUCGUGGGCCGAGGCCAUGAAGCUGAUGCAGAACUCAUCCUUCCUCAGCAUGCUGCUCAACUUCAGCAAGGACUCCAUCACAGAGGAGGUGGUGGAGCUGCUUGCUCCCUACCUGGAUAUGGACGACUACAACCUGGAGUCAGCCAAGAGGAUCUGCGGGAACGUGGCUGGACUCUGCUCCUGGACCCAGGCCAUGGCAGACUUCUUCUCCAUCAACAAGGAGGUGCUGCCUCUGAAGACUAACCUGGCUCUGCAGGAGGCUCGUCUGGUGGUCGCUCAGACUGAAUUCACUAAUGCUCAGGACCAGCUGGACGCCAAACAGCGGGAGCUGGACUCCGUGAAGGCGCUUUACGACGCUGCCAUGAAGGAGAAGCAGGACCUGGAGGAGGACGCCCAGGCCUGCCGCCGCAAGAUGUCCAACGCUACUGCUCUGAUCGAGGGGCUGGGGGGGGAGAAGGUGCGUUGGACUGAGAGCAGCGCUGGGUUUCAGACGCAGAUCACACACCUGGUGGGGGACGUACUUCUGUCCGCAGGCUUCCUGUCCUACGCCGGGCCCUUCAACCAGGAGUACCGCAGCCUGCUGCUGGAGCUGUGGAAGAGAGAGAUGGAGGAGAGGCUCAUCCCCUUCAGUCCUGACUUGAACGUGAUUGGCCUGCUGGUAGACAACACCACGGUGAGCGAGUGGAGCCUGCAGGGGUUACCCAGCGACGACCUGUCCAUCCAGAACGGCAUCGUGGUGACCAAGGCGUCCCGCUACCCGCUGCUGAUAGACCCCCAGGGCCAGGGCAAGACCUGGAUCCAGAACAGGGAGCGGGACCAGAAGUUGCAGAUGACGUCUCUGAACCAUAAAUAUUUCCGCUCUCACCUGGAGGACAGUCUGUCUCUGGGGCGCCCCCUGCUGUUGGAGGACGUUGGGGAGGAACUGGACCCUGUCCUGGACAACAUACUGGACAAAAACUACAUCAAGUCUGGAUCCACUUAUAAA
Messenger RNA from Notothenia coriiceps (black rockcod), 2235 nucleotides. RefSeq names its product dynein heavy chain 5, axonemal-like. NCBI's taxonomy places the organism in Eukaryota, Metazoa, Chordata, Actinopteri, Perciformes, Nototheniidae. The record is from RefSeq and is a predicted model, not a curated record. The transcript is spliced from 15 exons. The annotation marks the transcript as partial. Gene Ontology annotation, molecular function: dynein light intermediate chain binding; dynein intermediate chain binding. Gene Ontology annotation, biological process: microtubule-based movement. Gene Ontology annotation, cellular component: axonemal dynein complex.